Messenger RNA from Mizuhopecten yessoensis (Yesso scallop), 495 nucleotides. RefSeq names its product hepatic lectin-like. The coding region runs from base 1 to 495 and encodes 164 amino acids. The transcript has 3 exons. The record is from RefSeq and is a predicted model, not a curated record. NCBI's taxonomy places the organism in Eukaryota, Metazoa, Mollusca, Bivalvia, Pectinida, Pectinidae.
AUGGGAGGCACCGGAGUACCCGGAGAAAACCCACGGAAAGAUGACCCCACAUCGUUUUACGUCCAAUCGAGGAAUCGACCCCCGGUCGCCUUAGCGAAGGCGAGAAUACGUUGUCAUGCAAGCUACAUCUACGACCCCAUCUCGGACUUGUGUUUUCAGCUGUGCGGCGCUUACAACUGGCCAGACGCCGUUGCAUUCUGUGCAGAAGAUGAUUCUCGGCUGGUGGUGUUUGACACACUUGAAAAGCUACAGUUUUACAAAAACUAUGUGAUUGUAACAAACGAUGGGAAAGGUCGAACAAUAGGUGGUCGCCGUGUAAACGGAGUGUGGAAGUGGGUAGAUGGAAGCCUCAUGAGUAUGUCGAAGAAGUUCUGGAGAAAAGGGGAGCCGACUGGAUCGGGGGUUUAUAUCUUAGCUUCAAUACAUCCCGGUAUGGAUGGUAUAUUUAAUGAUGUUCAUCACGCUAAUCGCCCAAUCGUAUGUGAGAAACCAUAG